UUGUCACUCUUCUUGUCAGAUGGCUCUGGGUGUUUUGUCAGCAAGAAGUGUCAAAUUUCUGAGAUCUAGAACAAAAAAUUUAUAGUGAUGAAAGAAACUCUAUAUUAUAAGUGUUGUUGUUAAUGAAUGGUUAAAUUAACUGUAAUUUAAUCGUUUUCUUAUUUAAUUUGUCAUAAGUUUGUAAAUAUAUUUUAGACUUGAACUGCCGAAGGUUAGCAAAAUGGCAGCCACCAGACGAUUACAAAAAGAACUAGGCGAUAUUAGGAAUUCUGGAUUAAAAUCAUUCCGUGACAUUCAAGUGGAUGAAACGAACAUUUUAACAUGGCAAGGACUUAUAGUUCCUGACAAUCCACCCUACAAUAAAGGAGCUUUUAAAAUAGAAAUAAAUUUUCCUGCAGAAUAUCCUUUUAAGCCACCUAAAAUAAAUUUUAAAACAAAAAUUUACCAUCCAAACAUAGAUGAAAAAGGACAAGUAUGUUUACCAAUCAUAAGUGCUGAGCAUUGGAAACCUGCUACUAAAACAGAUCAAGUUAUUCAAGCUUUGGUCGCCCUCGUUAAUGAACCAGAACCUGAACAUCCACUCCGAGGAGACUUAGCAGAAGAAUACAUUAAGGAUAAGAAAAAGUUUACGAAAAACGCUGAAGAAUAUACGAAAAAACACAGUGAGAAAAGACCCGCUGAUUAAAAAAAUUGUACAUAAUUAGUGAAUAUCACUGAAUGAAAUUGCCGUGUGGUAUACAGUUUAGGGAUUCAAAUGGUGUUUUGUUAAAUUUAAACGUGUACAGGUAUCGCUUUUUUAAAGAAAUCUAGUCACUUUCUGACGUGAGGUUUAUCGGGAAUUUCACGUUACAUAGGAGGUAGAAAAUGCAUACACUGCUUUGAUGAGUUUUACUAUAUAUUUGAGAGAGUCAAUACCAAAGGGAUGUAAGCCACUUGUCAUUCUGGAAAAUAAAGCUUGUUGCUUUUAUUAUUUAUAUAAGCUAAAUUCAAUUUUUUCAUGACCAUCUAGAUGUUAAAAGGACAGACAUCAUCACUAGAUAAAAUCUAGAGAUCAUCAUUAUAAGUUGGCAUUAAGUCUCCCUAAUACAGGGUGUCCCCGAAAAUAGUGCGUUCCUAUAAGGUAUGGAUAUAAUACACAAUGUAGAACAAAAAAGUCCUAUAACAUUUUUUUCUAAAGUUUUACCGUUUCCAAAAAAAAUACAUUUGUUCACCAUGUAAGCGAACUUUUAUUUUCAUUAAAAUUAACUAAUUUGGCGUCACUGUAUAAGAACUGUUUGUGAUUUAGUUUAUUGACACCACAAAUGUAGGUCAGACAGGUACACCUGCAAAAUAAUUGUACCACCCCAUGUUUGAAAAUCCAACAAAACAAGAAUUUGUUUGUUUGUUUAGGAUGAAGACAGGGUUUAAUGUAAAUACUUAUCGCUAAAAUGCUGCAACUAUUUUUGAAUUGUGAUUGUCUAUGUUUAGAUUUUUGUAUACAUAGUUGUUAGAUUUCAAUUUGCAUACCAAAAUGUAUUUUGGUUUUUUAGCCAAACAGUUGCAUUUAGAAAAAAAUGUUAUAAGACUUUUUUGCUCUACAUGGUGCCUUCUACCUAUACCUUUAAGGAACACACUAUUUUCGGGGACACCCUGUAUAUGAGGAGUGUAGAAUCAAAACUAGCUCUCUUCAAUUUUCGUUUUACAAACACGAAAACCUUAAUUUAGUUAUAAAAAGUGCAUAUUAAGCUCUAAAUGGGUCAACUUCUUCUGAGGGAUCACAGACUUCAUUAUCCUCCUUAUUAUCAUUGUCUUCAUUUCCAUUGUCGAUAAUAUGAAGAUAAAACUGCAGUUCUCUAAUACCUCUCCAGACAUUUUCAUAAUGUUUUUAGUAGUGUUUCCACAUUGUCUUGUUUUUCGUACUUUACUCAAUUUGAUUUAGGAAUUAUAAUAAGUUCGAAAUUGAAAGAAUUAUAAAGUUUUUGCCUUUUUAUUAAUGGACUUUUUACACAAGUUUACUUUUAGCCCUGUAGGUGUUUUCACCUUGUAGCAACACCGAUGUUUUAUUUUUGCGGGGUAUACUUUUUUACAAGAUUUAAGGCCAAAAUGCCAUGAUGAUGAUAAUUUGGUCAGCUACUGCUUUCCAGGUGAGGAAAUCUAAGUGCUCACCAAUUUUUUUUAUUGUGACAAACUGUGCUGUUAGAUCUAAGUAUUCAUUGAGUAUGAGCAAUAAUUAUUAUUAUUUCGCUUUUUUUAUUAAUUGUUCUAUAUUUUAGUGAAUUUAAAUAAUGGAAUACACAAUACGAAAUUAUUGUUGUUUGUUCCCUAAAUUAAUAUUUGUCGUUUAUUAUUAUUGAUAAUAAUAGACGGAUAUGCAGCGCCGAAACAUUUCUGAAUUUUCUAAAGCUAGUUUUUCCACAGUUAAUUACCGUGAUUGUGUAGAGAAACAUACUGCGGUCAGUCAAGCGAAACGUAGAACAGGUGGUACUGACAGCUUGUCAAAGUUACUUACCUGAGGAGGUAAUUAAAUCCAUUUACUAAGGCUGAAAAUCACUACACACAUUCUAAAUUGAAUAUAAAUAAAAGUUAUUAUAGUCGGUCAGCUGUAUGACGGGACAGAGCCGGUCGGUCGGCCCCAAUGAAUAUACAGGGUUAUUCACUAUAUUUUGACCCCCUUGUAAACUGCUUUAUUUACAGAAUUAGAAAAAUAUGUAAAAUACAAACGUUAUUCGAUUUUUUAAUUAUGAUUUUUUGACAUAUAUAUCAUACUGGAGACGUCAUCCAUCUGGGCGUGAUGACGUAAUCGACUAUUUUUUUUAAAUGAGAAUAGGGGUCGUGUGCUAGCUCAUUUGAAAGGUUAAUUCUAUAUGCAGUAAUAUAAACGUUAAGAUCAUUAUUUAUACAGGGUGUCCAAAAAAAAUUUAAUUAUUAAUUAAACAAUUAAUUUAAUUAAAAUUUUUUUUAAACACCCUGUAUAAACAAUCAUGUUAAUGUUUAUAUUACUGAAUAGGGAAUUAAAUAACCUUUCAAAUGAGCUAACACACGACCCCUAUUCUAAUUAAAAAAAAUAGUCGAUUACGUCAUCACGCCCAGAUGCAUGACGUCCCAGUACCAUAUAUAUGUCAAAAAAUCAUAAUUUAAAAAUUGAAUAAGUUUUGUAUUUUACAUUUUUUUCUAAUUCUGUAAAUAAAGCUGUUUAGAGGGGGUCAAAAUAUAGUGAAUAACCCUGUACAUUCAUUGGGGUCGACCGACCGGCCCUGUCCCGUCAUACAGCUGACCGACUAUAAUAACUUUUAUUUAUAUUCAAUUUAGAAUGUGUGUACCGGUUUGCAGCCUUAGUAAAUGGAUUUAAUUACCUCCGCAGGUAAGCAACUUUGACAAGCUGUCAGUACCACCUGUUCUACGUUUCGCUUGACAGACCGCAGUAUGUUUUUCUACACAAUAAUCAACUGUGAAAUAACUAGCUUUAGCAAAUUCAGAGAAAUUUUUCAGCGCUGCCUCUUGGACUAUAAUAUCGUGUUUCUGGGAUGAUUUUCGAAGUUCAAUUAGUUAUAUACAAUCUGCUUAAUUAGUAAAAAAAUGGGCGAAGCUUAAUAGGGUCGUUUUAUUACAAAAUAAUAUAAAAACCACUAAGUAGUUACCCUAGAAACGACGAAAUAAUACGUCCUUUCGCACUCAAACGCCGCUCAGCCACUCAAAGAGUGGCUGAAUGUGAACACAUACUCGUGCUUGCGCUGCCUUUCCUUUGACUUUCGUCCCAAAAAACCGACUUUUGGGGGAGCGCCGUGCAGUGGCAGCGCGAGUGACUUAUUUACACUCUCACGCUGCCCACUUCCCUGUCCAACAGGACUGAGUGUAAAUCCGGUAUUAGUUUAUAGACGGCGGCUCCAGCUUUUUCAAUGGGUAUUCUUAUUUCUCUAUUUAUAUCCCAGUUAUCGUUAACGUUGGCGCCCAAAUAGCUAAUAUACGCUCUGGUGUUCAUUGGUUGUAACUUCGUUUUGCUGAAAACCAUAAGUUUUGUCUUAGAAGUAUUAAGUUUUAGCCCAUAUUCAUCACAUGCUUCGGUCACCCUGUUUAUUAGUCGUUGUAAGUCUUCUUCAUCGGAGCAAUCAAUACCAUGUCAUCUGCGUAUCUGAGAUUGUUGACAUUAAUUCCGUUGAUUUUAAUGCCUGCAUCUUCAUCUAAGGCUUCUUUGAAAAUGAAUUCGGAGUAGAUAUUAAAAAGUAGAGGCGAUAAAAUACAUCCUUGCCUCACUCCGCGUAGCAUUUCCACUGCUUUCAUCGUGUUUUAACCAAUUAGUAUGUUUGCACAUUGAUGCCAAUACAAAUUUUUGAUAAUACGGAGGUCUUGGUCAUCAAUUCCCACCUGUUGCAAGACAUAUGUCAUGGAUAACUCGGUCAAAGGUCUUUUCGAAAUCAAUAAAAGCCUUUUCGAAAUCAAUAAAACACAUGUAAACCGGUUGUUGUAUGUCCCUACAUCUUUAAAAAAAUCUCUAAAAGAAACAAAUUAAUAACUAAAAAAUACUGCUCAUUUUUAAAGAAAAGAGCUAUGCAACUAAUUAUUAUUAGAAGUUGAUGGCUGAUAAAAGUAAACAAACACUAUCAUUGCAUCAGAUGAAUAGAGUGAUUAAAUCUGAGUGAGCCCUCUCCACCCACUUUACAAGCCUCCUAUUGGUCGGUUGGAGAAAUACAGGUUUCAUCUUUGGAGAAAGACGGGUUUUAUUCAAAAUUUUUGUUUUAACAUUUAAUUUAUAUUGGGUAAACCUAUUUUUUAAUCAAACUAAAGUCUGUUUUAGACUAUACCUUUUUUUGUUAACGGAAAAUGGUAUAACAAAAAUUUAUAUGAAAUGAUUGUAUACAAUAUCAAUACAAGAAGUUUUGUGUAUUACAUCGUCACAUUUUCGUAUUAGAAUAUGUAAUGUGAUUUUGCGUAUUACAUGCUAAAAAAGUACUUUUUUAUAUUUUUAUGUACUGUUAACCUUAAUGUUCUUCUUCUUCCUUUUCUUUUAAUAAUGCGUUAACCUCAUUUUUCUCAACAUUUAACCUAUACUAAAUUUAUAAUCAAGAUGCAGUAGAAAUAAACAAACCAAGACACGUUAAAUGAUACCAGGAGCACUCCCGAAUCAUAAUUUAUAAUGUAUAAACUCUGGAAAUCAUGAUUUGGGAUUUACAAUGUAUAUAGUGCCGGCAAGAAAAAUCUUUACAUUGCCAAAUAAAUCACCGAAUGUGAAGACAAUUUGCAUGCGUUCUGUCUGCGCUUGGAGGGGAGGGUAGGGGAGGGGGGAUAGCGUACUUCCGACGGCAAUUAUCUGUAGUUUACGGACCCCUUGGCUUAUUUAGGGUAUUUUGCGCAUUUACACUGUAAACAGUUGGCUUUGUGUGAGUAGUCAGCGUUAAACUUCGUCUCAUUUACUGCGUAAACUUUGAGAUCGUCAAAUCCUAAAUUGAACUGACAUAUGGAUCGAAAGAAACUCAUAAAAGAGGAGAAGGUUCGUGCUUUAACUUUACUGGAGAAAGGGGACUCUGUAAUUACCGUAGCACGUGAUAUUGUGCUUCAAGAGAGGCUAUUUAUCAACUGAAACCUUGCCGCCGAACGUUUCAGUUGAUAAAUAGCCCCUUUUGAAGCACCAAUAUCACGUGCUACGGUAAUUACAGAGUCUCCUUUCUCCAGUAAUGUUAAAGCAUGAACCUUCUCCUCUUUCGACGAGUUUUUUUGACCCAUAUUUGUCAAUUCAAGUUAGAAUUUGACGAUCUCAAACUUUAUGAGGUAAAUGAGACGAAGUUUAACACUGACUACUCAAACAAAGUCAACUGUUUACAAUGCAAACGCGCAGAAUACCCUAAAUAAGCAAAGUGGUCCGUAAACUACAGAUAAUUGCCGUCGCAAGUACGCUAUCUCCCCUACCCUUCCCUCCAAGGGCAGACAGAACGCAUGCAAAUUGUCUUCACAUUUGGUGAUUUAUUUGGCAAUGUAAAGAUUUUUUUUGCCGGCACUGUACAUUGUAAAUAAUGAUUCUGGAGUGCUCGUAGUAGCGUUUAACGUGUUUUGGUUUGUUUAUUUCUACUGCAUCUUCAUUGUUAAUUUAGUAUAGUUAGUUUUUUCUUUGAUAUUUUAUAUUACAAAGAUAUUAUUUUAUGAUGGAUAAGAAAACUCUAUUAUUAUCUGCUGCUUCCAUUGCAACAUUUCUUAAAAGAAAAGGUAACCUUAAAAAACCAAUGUGACAAUAUAACGAAAAUAAACUGCGCAUGCCUGUGUACUAAUAAUUGGUAUCAAAUAGGACAUGUUCUAAUUUGUAUAACAUUUUUUGUUAACAGAUUUUGUUUUCUGUCUUACAUUGUGACAAAAUUUAGUAUACCAUUUUCUUAUAUCAUUUUAUGUAAUAGUCUAAAACAGACUUAAUACAAGUAAAUUCAGAAAAAAAAUGGAAAAAUCCUUUGUAAAAGGUAUAAAAUUUUUAUUAAAAUCCCUUUAAAGGGCUACAUCACAACAAAACGUUUUCGAUUUUUAUAAAAAGUUAGAUAAACUGGAUGCUAGCUUAGCCACAAAAGAAAAAUAUUCGGGUAAAAACCCUUUAAAUAUAGCAUAGAUGCGUUAAAAGUGCAUUCUUCAAUAAAAUGCCUUAUGAUGGUCACAUGGCAACUAGGAUAAUGCCCUAAGGUAAUGUAAAGAAUUUCCCAACACGUGGGAUCCAAAUUGAGUUGUUUACAUUCCAAUGACUUAAUGGCAACUGGCAACAAUCAGUUGCCAUUAAGUCAUUGGGAUGUAAACAACUCAAUUGCCAUGUGACCACCAUAAGGCAUUUUAUUAAAGUAUGCACUUUUAACGCAUCUAUGCUAUAUUUAAAGGGUUUUUACCCGAAUAUUUUUCUUUUGUGCCUCAGCUAGCAUCCAGUUUAGUCCAUCAUCAACACUGAUGAUGAUUUUUUAUAAAAAUCGAAAACGUUUUGUUGUGAUGUAGCAUUUGAAGGGAUUUUAAUAGAAUUUUUAUACCUUUUACAAAGGAUUUUUCCAAUUUUGUGAUGGUAUACAGCCAGCUACAGGAAAAACUUUUUCUUUUCCUUAUGCAUUUUGCAAAUUCAGAAAAUAUAAACAACUCAAUUGCGACCAUGGAUGUAGAAAGCGAGUUUUGAUUCUACACUCUUCAUAUUUUUGAAUUUUGAGAAAUUUCUCAUGAAUAUUGAAAAAUGUGCGUUACAUCACUUUGUAUCUCGCCUACUCAUUUGUUGGUAAAACAUUUCAAAAGUAGCUUUUUAUACAGUUGACACAGUUUGUUAAUAAACAUGGUAAUUACACUUUAUUUUAGUUAUUUACUGAAUUUUGUUUUUAAUUUUAAGAGAGUAUUGUCUUUCCUUCUUGGACAAAUGUUGAUUCAUCACAAACAAUUGACCAAACUGGAUUUCUCUUACUGUCCACGAUAAUUGAUUAUUGUUACGGGUUUAUUUAUCAUCUCCAAGAACAAAUGCUUCAUUUGAACUUUUUGAGUUUAUAUGGUACAAAAAAAUAACGCAUUGUUAAAAUGUAAGCUGUAGAUAGUGUAAUAAGUGGAAUUACCUGAGAAUAUUUUUGUGUAUUUACUGGUCCAUUUGUUGAUAUAUUAAAUUAAAUAUCGCACCCCCGCUGUAGCAGUGACCUAAGUCAAAAUAUACCAAUAUUGAAUAAAUUCUAAUUUAAUAGAAUUGAAAACUGAAUAUUAUUAUUGCAAAGUAAGAAGAGCUCAAAAUCUUUUUUUAUUAUGCUGUUGUAUUUUGAAUUUAUAAUGUAUAUAUGGUAUACUCUGUUGUCUCUUUGUUGCGGCAUUAAGAAAAUAUGAAAGUGGUUUUCCAAAUUAUUUGACCCCCACCCCUAAUACUUUAGAGUUGUGACAUUUUUCAGUUAACUUUAUUUGAACGAUUUGGUGAUAAAUUUACUUUAAUCAGUGUCUAAUAUUUUAUACGAAAAAAUAAAAACAGCUAAUAUAGAUAGGUGUUACAUUAGCUGAUAAUACUGUUCCGUAAAUUAAAAUAAGUGUAAAAACAACGAACAGUAAUAUUUAUUUAUUUGUGUCGGUAAAAUAGCGUGAAUAUUUCUCGAAAGAGGGUUGUUAUUGUUUUGCGAGGGUGUCUCCGCGCCGGGUGGUUGCUGUGACUAUACUGAAAAAAACACAUGUCUGUGGUUUUACGUUGAAGACUAAUUUAUCGACAUAAAGAGGCUGCCCCUUUAUCUGAUGUUUUAAAAGCUGAAAACAUUUCUGUCAAGAAGCGUCCUCUAAUGCAUUCAAAAAGUGAUUCAUUGACAUAAGGUCUGAGUUUAAGGUUUACGGACAUAAGGUUUACUAUUUAAUGGGGAAUUUUUAAACUGAGACUGAACAGGCCAUUACCAUCAGGUUUCGUAUAGAAAGAAUUGUGAAUUUUAAAUGACCCAUAUUAUUUUAGUUUAAAAAAGAAAGUUAAUAUUUAAAAUUAGCAAUUAAAAAAAUAAUAAAUGAAGCGUGUCGCUAUACUACUCUAUAACUCUAUAAUAUUUAAAAAGUAUUUUUUUAUUAUAAUUAAACUUAAAAAGUAUACAUUGCGACUAACAACUAACAUUAUUUUAAAGUUUAAAAUUGUGAAAAAUGAUAAUUAAAUUUUCCAAAAAAUCUACGUAAUAGCGAUAAAGAUCUUCCUUUUUGCUCUCCUUUAUGUUUAGUUUAUUUUUAUAUUGGUCUUUAAAGCAAAUUUAUUUCAGUAAAUUCACUUGCAGAAUACUUUGUUUUUAUAUAAAGAAUUCCUAGGUUACUGCGAUCAAAUUUUAAAACUUAUAUAACUUCAGUUAUUUUUAGUGAAUUUCAUAUAAACUCAAUUUUUACUUAUUUUUAGUAUUAAAAAAUUGUCGUAUUAAAAGUUUAGUAUUUUUAGUAGUAAAAACUUAAUAAAACAAGUAGUAGGUAACCUUUUACGCUUUCGAAAUGUCACAACUCAAAAUAGUUUCAGCAUCGCUAACUACAUAAAAUAAUCCACAAAAAAAUUACAUAGAGCGCAAAGGACAAUUUUAAACAAAUUAAUGAAAAGAAACUUAGGAAAACUGUUUAGUUUGAAUUUAUUUAAUAAUAAAAAUAAAUUUUAUGUUUUAAAGCACAUAAACCAAAAUUUACCUUCUUUUAGAAAUACAACGUAUUUAAUACUAAAAAAACGGACUUAAUCAAUAGAAACGACACAAUUCAAAAUGAUGCACUUUCAUGCAUACAAUCGCCUUAAAUGUUGAGCAUCAACUGAUUUAAUUUUUGAUGUGUCACUUCAGGUGUUGGCAUCUAGCGUAGCCACCAGUUUUGUAGAAGUGACACUACUGCCAUCUAAGGAAAACUAAGUGAAGUUAACGUGUGUGGUUUCUCUUGUAUAUAGAGUCGUUUUUUUGGAAUCGGUAACGCAAAAAUACAAAAAAUGAAAAAAUUUAGAGUUGUGUCACUUCUGAAGCGGGGUGCGAUAUGCUCAAAUGGAUAAUUUGUUUUUCGAGUUGAUUUUUAAAUCUAUCACAUGACUUUUUACUUAAACAAAUUUAAAUGAACAAUCUCAUUCAGUGAUUUGAUUACGCAUUUUCUUUUUUACACUUAACGGUUGAUUACAAAAUUUAGGUGUUUAUUUAUUUGAUCUUUCAUGUUCUGUAUUAUUUUGUUUUGCGCGGUUUAGCAUACAGAAGUUUAGAGAUAAUUAUUUCUAUCAAACAAAACUUUUGCAUAAUAUUUAAAUAUAUUAAUAUAAUAUUCGAAA
This is a messenger RNA of Diabrotica virgifera virgifera (western corn rootworm), 9697 nucleotides long. It is a transcript of the gene Ubc10, whose product is annotated as ubiquitin-conjugating enzyme E2 L3. The transcript is spliced from 4 exons. Lineage: Eukaryota; Metazoa; Arthropoda; Insecta; Coleoptera; Chrysomelidae. The record is from RefSeq and is a predicted model, not a curated record. The coding region runs from base 221 to 685 and encodes 154 amino acids.